This is a messenger RNA of Podarcis raffonei (Aeolian wall lizard), 1218 nucleotides long. RefSeq lists its product as uncharacterized. The record is from RefSeq and is a predicted model, not a curated record. Bases 20 to 958 code for a protein of 312 amino acids. The transcript is spliced from 7 exons. Lineage: Eukaryota; Metazoa; Chordata; Lepidosauria; Squamata; Lacertidae. Gene Ontology annotation, molecular function: lipid binding.
UCCCCAUGUGUCAGGGGCAAUGAUGCAAAGCCUUUGGAAUGUGGUUCUGAUCUUCUUUUACUGCAAAACCAGAGCCAGUAUAGUUGACCCAACUGUUGGGGAAGGAGGAGGAGAGUAUCUGUUUGGAAAUGGAAGCUAUUUACCAGCUAGUAAAACAGUGAGACUAAUCAGAACCGCGAGGAGUCAAGUCGGUUCAUUUGCAAACAGAGCGGUCUAUGCCUCCAUCACUGCAGGCAUCAGUGACACUGCAUUCAAUGACUAUAUACAAGGCUUACUGUCGGAGGUGAUCAAGCAACUGCUGCCACUGGACAUAACAAACUCACUGCCGAAGACAAUCCAAGAUGUAAGUGAGCUCUUAAAAGGCAGAGAAGAUACAAAGCUGACUGGAAGCUUGAGAAACAAGGCUGACGAAACAGAGAUGCUCAAAGUGAUACAAAGUAUAACGCACUUGGCCAUUACAAAAAUUACAAUUCUUCCAACUUUGAUGAAGUUUUCAUCUGGUGACAAGGUCCACCUUUCCCUUCCAGUUGAAAUUUCCAUUAAAGGUGAAAGCACCGAGAGUGGUAUCUUCAGUUCUGAAGUGAAAGUCAAGAUUGAUGUUGUAUCCAAACUACUCUGGGAUUCUUCCAAGAAUCAGAUAUUCAUCAUUGAAGCUUCAAGGAUCUUUAUCAACGAUAUUAAAGUCAAACAGCAAAAGAGUGUGGCUGGACCAGAUGAGAACAACAUGCAAUCUGUGGUCUGGACAAUUUUGAUUGAUGUGAUCCGUCACUGCAUCCGAUUGGUGGCUGACAUCCUUAAUGUCUCACUUCUGAGUACACUGGCUUCUGCAGUUCCUGUUGGAACAUUUGGGACCAUCCAUUAUGAUCUAAUGGGUUCCCCUAAAGUAAAUGAUAGGUAUUUCCUGAUUCCUUAUCAGGCAAGUAUUAUUCUUGGCUUUGGAGAACAGGUUGCGUUAUGAAAUUCUGACUAAUCCCCAUAUCUAUAACCUCUUUUCUUGCCUUGUGAUUGUGACAAUGGAAGUCAGGCGUAGAUGUAGUUGUGGUAUGCCUUUCUGCUGCUGUUCCAGUUUUAUUUCUCAAGAUCUGCCUUUAUAAGAAGAAGCACAUGACACAGCUCUCUUGGGAAGGUACCAUUUCAGGAUAUGUGGGGGGAGCAGAAUUGCAUGACCCAACACCAGAAAUUCCUAACACAAAGAAUACUAGUAGGUUGAGGGGAAAG